CGUGGAGCACCUGAAGGCAGCACUAACAACUGCAAGCAACACUGCUGUGUUUACAGGGAAGCGAAGAUGGAGGAGUAUCCCUCCAAACAAGUGCCCGAAAACCUCGACGACCCUCCCAACAGCCGACUGUUCGUGGUGACGAGUCGGUCCAUCACCGAAGAUGAGUUGCGGGAAAGCUUCUACGUGUUUGGAGACAUUCAGGGGGUCUGGGUUGUCAAAGACAAGCAGACAAAGGAGUCCAAAGGCAUUGCCUACGUAAAGUUUGCCAAGUCUUCUCAGGCCUGCUUGGCCAUGGAAGAAAUGCAUGGCAAAGUCCUGGUGGAAGGGACUAAACCUGUUAAGGUGUUUAUAGCCCAGUCACGGUCAUCAACGAGACACAGAGAUGUUGAGGAUGAGGAGCUGACCAGGAUUUUUGUCAUGAUCCCCAAAUCCUUCUCAGAAGAGGACCUCAAAGAAACAUUCAAAGAGUAUGGGGAUAUUGAGUAUUGUGUGAUUAUCAAAAACAAGUUUACAGGAGAAAGUAAAGGCCUCGGCUACGUAAGAUACUACAAACCCUCCCAAGCUGCCCUCGCCAUAGAGAACUGCGACAAAGCCUACAGGGCCAUCCUGGCUGAACCUCGAAGCAAAUCAACAGCAACAGAAGAUUACAGCUCUGGAGGAGCAGCAGCCAGAAAUGAUUAUACUGGCGGCUCUGAAUCCAUGAACCAGUAUGCGUUCUCAUUGGGCGACCCUGGGAACUACACAGUCAUAGAUUACCGCCACGGUGAUUUCACACGCUGUCUCAUGGUGUCCACGCGGGUUGCACUCAAUCAGGAGCAGAUUUUUUCUCUGUUUGACAUUAUACCUGGCAUGGAGUACUGCGAGCUGCAGAGGGAUGCCUAUGGAAUGAACAAAGGCCAUGCUUUGAUUCGCUACAGCAAUCUUGGGUCAGCACUUUAUGCCCGAGAAAAGCUAAACGGCUUUGAAUAUCCACCUGGAAACAGACUGGCUGUAAAUUUUGUUGACGACGGCGAGGACCGCGGCAGUCCUGUAGGUCGGAUGGCCAUGCAGUUUGUUGCAGCACAGAUGAUGUCAGCGGUCUGGAACGGACCAUCCAGCAGCCAAGUGAUGAAACCUGGCUUCUCUGUUGUCUCAUCAGUUUCUCGAAUUCAGACCGACGCCAACCUGCCGUCACUGAAGAAGCUCGCUCCGCCUGACAGCAAAACCAAGGAGCGGCUGUUUGUCGUGUUCAGCCCCUCCCCGCUGCCCCCCGAUGUGUUGGAGGAUGUUUUUUGUCGCUUUGGCUCCCUCAUUGAAGUCCACUUGGUUCCAGGGAGAAAAGUUGGAUACAUGAAGUAUGCAGAUAAACAGUGCGCAGACGAGGCCAUGGCAGCGCUCCACGGACGCGUCGUUAACGGGGUAAAGAUGAAGGUGAUGCUGGCUGAUCCUCCCAGAGAGGAAUCUCAUAAACGUCCUCGUACCUACUGAAGCCUACAUGACACGAACCAAUGUGUCAGAUGCUUCGGGUAUAUUUGUUGACUGACCACAAAGUAAAGACGCUCUUAACAAACGUUGACAAAAGAGCAAAUAUGAAGCAUAUAAACACAAUAAGUACAAAAAGGGAAAGGAUCAGUGACAGUGUGAGGUGAUGGCUUGAAGUAAUCUGGGAGUUCAAAUUUCAGCAGCGUAGUGGGAAACAAGCGUAACUGUGAAGAUGCACACUCUUGGCUCUCUACAUCACCUGUCAGGGUCUGUUCAGGGACAAGAAAGGCUCAGUGUGUAGGCAGGCUAACCAACUACAAAGGACCAGUGCUACUUCAUCAGUUCACAAGGAAGGAAGUGCUGCAGUGCUGUGAUGUCUGAUCCAACAGGUGGUAUCAUGGAGGCAGGUAGACGUGCAAAAAGAAAACGUUAGGAAGUGCUACACGUACAACAAAGUAUUUAUGAAAUAAAACACUAGGAAACACCAACUUUCUGGAUUUUUCCUGAUCUAUUAGCAAUGUCACAGCAUGUGUUGUACAUAAGUGUCCUUGCAAUACUACGUCUGGUCAGUAAAGCAAAAAAACACAGAUCAGAGUGGGGUCUUCAAAUUGUGUCGAAGGCUUUCAAAGCCUGAUUAUAAGCUAAAAGAAUUCAAGGUAGUAAAAGAGUAUUUAUUAAUCAUUAUAAAGUUAUAUCAUUACACAUAAAGCUUUGCACCCCUACUCCACUUCCAUUGCAGGUUAUUAGAGUUUAGAAUAUUUAACCUCAAUGUUACUCACAGCGAAGGCCCUUUAUGAUUUAUUUGCAACUUAAAUAAACUGUGUGAGAGCUCCUUCACGUCACCCACCUGUGCACUCCUGUGAAGCUCUCUCCUCAUGAGUCACGAAAGCGACACUAACAAGAUGUCAACAAGUUUCUGAUGACAGUCGUUUCUCUUCCUGUGAAUAACACUGCAGCUUCUUGUUCCCCAGGCGACUGUUGCCAUGACACAAUGACACCUGACCUGACAGACCGAUAUCAAGACCUUCUCCCGACCUCUGACACGACCUUUGACACCUGUCUGACCUUACUCCCGGUCAGUGACCUUGCAGCGACUCACUGAUAGGACGCUCCAGUGUUAUAACACUAAUAAACUGAAGUCUUAAUCGUGAACAGUCUGUGAAUAGCAGCAUGUGUAGUUUGUGGUCAGUGUCAUACUUUCGUGCUUUCUAAGUGCAAAAUUUCAGCCUCGACACUGCUCUUUGAUUUAACAGAUUAUUUAAGAAACGCUGACGUGAGAAGUCUCAUGGCAGUGUGCAGCAUUUUACUUUAUGAAAAGCUGCAGGCAGGAGGCUGCAGUUUACUGAUAAGCUGUGAAAAACAGGCUUUGGAUGUGGACAGUUUGUAGUUCAGAUCUGGUCCUCCUUAUUUGUCUGAUGGUAUGCUCUGUAGCCUGUGCUGGGCUCAGUUAAAAGGUGGUUAUUUGAAUGACUGUGAACCUUUUUCUUUUUUUGUCAAUAAAAAUAUAGUUGAACAUA
Molecule: messenger RNA, 2978 nt
Organism: Oreochromis niloticus (Nile tilapia)
Lineage: Eukaryota; Metazoa; Chordata; Actinopteri; Cichliformes; Cichlidae
Gene: rbm45
Product: RNA binding motif protein 45
Exons: 11
Coding region: 67-1467 (466 amino acids)
Molecular function (GO): RNA binding
Source: RefSeq, a predicted model, not a curated record